Cavia porcellus (domestic guinea pig) is the source of this 8016-nucleotide messenger RNA. RefSeq names its product hes related family bHLH transcription factor with YRPW motif like (gene Heyl). Gene Ontology annotation, cellular component: nucleus. Gene Ontology annotation, molecular function: protein dimerization activity; DNA-binding transcription factor activity, RNA polymerase II-specific; RNA polymerase II cis-regulatory region sequence-specific DNA binding. The transcript has 5 exons. Bases 5494 to 6702 code for a protein of 402 amino acids. Gene Ontology annotation, biological process: regulation of neurogenesis; regulation of transcription by RNA polymerase II; anterior/posterior pattern specification. The record is from RefSeq and is a predicted model, not a curated record. Lineage: Eukaryota; Metazoa; Chordata; Mammalia; Rodentia; Caviidae.
CUCCAAGGUCUGAUGGUAAGUUGGUGUUGGUCUUUCUGUUGCCGCCCUCCCCCUUAAAGGACACUGGUGAGUUUUCCUGAAGACCUUAGGUAACCCCUAUAGAUUGUUGGUGGCAUACGCCACUUUCCCUAAUGCACCCUAGUUCAGGUGCAGUUUACAUGUAGUUAACAAAAAACUUAACAGGAAAGGAAACCUCUCCUCUUUUGAGCAAAUUGGACUCUGGAAGUAGGGUUUGGGUAUUGAAGUCAAUACAGACUUGUAAGGGCCUAGACUCCAAUUCCAGUGCUUUGUCUUCUAAAACAACUUUGUUGCCAGUGUUCUUCAGCUCUUGAUAAAUAUUCUUUCUUCCUUCAAACCUGUCCAACAAACUGAACUCGUACAGUUCCCAACUCGGGCUCUGUGAAUGCUAAGUUUCCUUAUCUGCCAAAUGGGUAUAAACAAUAGAAGUGAUUUCCUAAUAACAUUAGGGAAAUCCAAUGAAAGCUUAGCAAAUGCUUUAAGAGUGGCAGGGACUGACUGGGAGCCUGUCUGCAGGUGUGGAUUCCAGCCCAGUCUGUGUCACCACACCCCAUGUAGCCAGCCUUCCUUCCUUCUUUCCUUAUUUCUUCCUCCUCCUCUUCCUUCUGGUGCCGAGGAUGGAACCCAGAGCCCACACAUACUAGACAAGAGCGCUACCACCAUGUAGCCUAGAGCCGUUGGAUUCUCUGAGUCUGAGCCUCCAUAUCAGUAAAAUGUGAGAGGGUGGGUGUGGGAAGGGGAAAACUGUCUCAUUUCUCUUUCCUCAUUCAAAUCCAGCUCUCUAGAACAAAAUUGGAAGGAGAUCAGGUGAUCCCGGCUCAAUCACAGAUCUUCUCUGGGUAUGUAGUUCAGUGGUAGGGCUUGCACAGGGCCCUGGUUUUGAUGCUCAGCACUAUAUAAAUAAAUUCCAAAUAAAAUGUCACCAACUACCAGUUAUUUGUAGCUUAUCAUAGGUAAUAGGACAAUAGGUAUUCCUCUUACAUCUUGUACCUUGUUUUGGGAUACAUAAUAUAAUGUCCUAUCAUCAGAUAAAUCUUUUUUUCUUUUUUUUUCCGAGACAAGGUCUUACCAUGUGCUGUGUAAUUCAGGAGGCAGGGAUUGAACUCACUAUGUAGCCGAGGCUGGCCUCAACUUGCAGAGAUUCUGCUGCCUCAGCCUCCCAAGUGUUGGGAUUACAGGCAUGCAUCACCAUGCCUGGUGAGAGAUAAACCUUUUAAAAAAUUGUUUAGCAGAAACUGCCAUUGAGAAAAACAAGUCUCUGAGCCUGUGCUAUUAGCAGGGCGCAGCACCGUGUGGUGGUAUGGAGUUCAAUGUCAUCUGGCCUUCCUGGAUCAAAGGCACAAAAUCAAUACCAGAGAACUAAGUCAAUCAGAGCUGGUUUCUGUCCUUCGCCAGUUUGCAGCCUGGGAAGUGACUCUCAGGUCACACAAAGACUGCAGGAGAGAGCCAGAUCGGGCUGUGAGUGCACCUAAAUGGGAAGAGGUAAAUACUACCGUAUUUGGAUACGGCAGCGAGGGUUUGUUGAAGGUGUCACUGCUAGAAAAAAAGUGGACAGUUUUUUUUCUUCUGCAGCAUUUUGCCAUUUUAAGCCAGAGUCCAUUUUUGGAGACUGUUCUUAGAAGAGCAGACUCCUCAGAGGAGGGCAAGCAGCUGGACAUCUGGCAGAGGCUGCCUUAUAGAUGCCUCUUUGUGGCUCUCCUGAAAGGGCCCUCCCCCUGCAGACAUAAAUGCUUCAAUUCAGGGGCUGCUGAAGGACGCCUGCUGUGGCCCAGACCCUGAGCUGGCAUCGGGACCCAGAUGUAUCCUGCUCAGCCUCUGCCCUCAGGGAUCUCCCAGGGAAGAAGAGCUUUAUGUACAAAGAAAGACACAUGACAGUAGCAAGGGCCACAGGGUGGGGGCAGCCAGCUGCUGUGGGGUCAGAGGCACUGUGCAAGUGCCCCACACCCGGAGACAUGAGGGCAGGAGCGGGCCGUGUUCCCUUGUCACUAGGGACGUCUGCUUGGUGCUCGCAUCCUGCCCCAUCUGUGAGAAAUGCCCACAAAGCUCCUGUCUCAACCUGGCCCCCGAUACAUGUUGGGUCCAAACACAGUACAACCUCUCCUUUACUCAUGUGCAAACCAUAAUCCUGACCCUGGUGAGCACCUGUCACAUGCCAGACUCUGGAUCAGGGUCUGGGUGUUUCCCAUAUGAUUUAAGGCACGUGGUUACCUUUGAUGUCAGAUGUGAGUUUGGCUCUCUCCACCAUUUUUAUCUCUUUCCGGGCCUCAGUGUCCUUUCCUACAAGAUGGGGAUGUAAACAUCUGCCUCCUAGGGUGAGAUUUUGAUGUUUUAUCUCCAUGAAGCAUAUAACUCUUUCUCUUGGCCCAAAGUAAUUUCUAAUACAUGCUGUUUUCUAAGGAGUUGUGAGUGUGUGUGGGUGGGAGGAUCAGGUGGUCUGAGGAAGUCUGAAGACUGGACUUACUGGGCACGUUCUUUUUCUUUUCUUUUCUUUUCUUUUUCUUUUUUUUUUUUUUUUUUUGAGACAGGGUCUUGCUAGGUCGUUCAGGCUUGAGUUCACUAUGCAGCCCAGGCUGGCCUCAAACUUAGGGUGAUCCUCCUACCUCAGCCUUCCAAGUGCUAGGAUAAUAGGCAUGCACCACCACACCUGGCCAACUGAGCACAUUCUUAACUCUUUGUGUUUGUCACCCAUCUAUAAAAUGAUUAUUUUUUCCUAAAAAUGAAAUGGUCCAAAUAAUUCCUUUCAGGCCCAUAUGCAAUGAAUGAGAAAUAUCGAAGUGCCAUUGGAAACAAAAUACUGGAUAAGAGAUACGUAUGAUGGGAUCAUAAGCAUUUGGGGUGUACUGGCAGGACCACUGCAUAAAAGGCAGUAGCUCUGGUUCUACUCUGGGGUCUCCUCUCAUUUAGCCUGAGGGACGUCCCAUCUCAUCUAUGAAUGUUCUCAUUUGACAAAUGGGCUUCGUGACCUUUGAGAUCUGUUCAAUUGGAACAUUUAGGUUCCACCUUUGGUUGAUGCCAAAUGGGUGAGAUAAUCGACCAGGGUCCCAUGGGGAAGUUCCCAGGUGGAGUCAGCACUGCGGGUAUUCAGGAUUGGCAGCCAGACCACUAGAAAACUAUGUCACCCCCCAGAGACUGCCCUGAAAUUCUGGCUGGGGCCCUGACAGAGGCCAAUGGAGCAGGUCUUAGUGGUCACUAUAUCCUUUCGGAUCCAUGGAAAUCUGCUUUAUCUCAGACUGUUCAGGGAGAAGCUCCACCUCUCCUCCCAUGGUCAGGGCCAGGUCGCAGGCUGGACUGAGCUCUGGUUAGGAGAUGAGAAGGGGACUGGAGGACUAUUCAGACAGGCAGGAAGUAGGAUUUAGGAGGGGAAACAAUGCUCAAUUGGGAACCAGAAGCCAUGGAUUCCCGUGCUGGCUUUGCUUCUUAGUAGCUGCCUGGGCCAAGCAAGCUGUGUUAGCUCCCCGAGGCAGGGAACCCUCAUCUGUGAAAUGGGCCCUUAUAAAUCUCAGAAGUGAGACACACAUGUAGUGGUGCUAAGAAAAUUACCAAGUGAGAGUCGCCUGUGAGAUAUAAGAAAGACGUAGAUGCUGCUGCUGAAAAAAACUGACCAGAAGGCUGAAGAAGGGAGCGCAGAGCUGCCUUGCCCUGAAGUGGGUGCGUCUGACAGAUGGUCCCUGGGGAGGGAUCAGGCUGAAGGCAGUGACGUUCACACGGAUAACCCAACACCCCGAGAGGACCUUUAUCCAGCAGUGGGAAACAAAGGCUGUGUUUCUUCAUGUGCCUUAGCUCUUGGGGCUUGUCCCCAGUAAACCAGUGGAGCUUUGUAAACAAGAUGCCCUACGGAUCUCAGGAUCUGGCUGUUUGCGCUCUGGACCUAAUGCGCGGGGCCUUGCCUCCCAGGAACUUUCCCAGGUUUUUGCCAGCUUUGCUUGCCCAGAUGUUUGGAUUGAAGAUAGCCUUUUCCAGAUGUGGCCAGACCAAGACAGAGCACAGCAGUAGGAACCAACAAAUGCAAUCUGGUCUCUCCUACAACCUUCUGUCUUUGAGAUGUUGAUGAAAAGGAUCCAACCUUGGACACAAAGAAGAUAUUUCAAUAGGCUGGGACCCUCCCACUGAGCCACAGGUGUCCCCUUUCCUCCGAGAUCUAGGAUGUGGAUUUUUUUUUUUUUUUUUUUUUAGUGCUUACAUCUGUGUUCAGUGAUGCUAAAGGCAAGAGCUGCAGGAAGAUGCUCUGCCAUGGCUCUACCAUGCCCCAAGCACUUGCUGAGGACUGAAACUACGAUGGUGAAUGAAAUGAACAUGUCCCAUGGCCUCAUGGGGCCUGUGCAUCUGCUGGAGAGAUGUUCACUAAUCAAAUAAUCAUUUGAGUACAAAAUAACAAACUGAUAUAAAUGUAGUGAAUGCAGAAGGCUAGAAGAAUCCUCUUUUUUUUUUUUUUUUUUUUUGUCUUUUUCAUUUUUAUCAGUACCAAGGAUCGAACUCACAACCACCUGCUUGCAAGGCAGGUGCUUAUGCCGCUGAGCUAAAUCCCCAGCCCUGCUAGGAGAGUCUUGAGCAGGGGACAUCUUCUAGGAAGAUAGAUGUCUGAAAAGGCUUCCAGUGGAGGGGACAUUCCGUUUGACAUCUGCAGGGAAGCAGUAUGUGGAACGGCAGGAAGGAGGUGAUACACUCGAAGGUUAGAGCAGCACAGCCUUGAGUCUGAAAGGUGAUGGGCCAGCUGGCCCACCAGAAAGAUGGUGACCCAGACACACUGGGAAGCCACUGAGGAGUUUAAAGAAUGACAAGACUGGGUUUGAAUUUAAGUGACUGUGGCCUGCGGAGGGACCCAGCAAGAGGCUGUUGCAAUCUGCUAGGUGAGAGAUGACAGAAGUAUGGUCUAGAGAGGACUCAUGGACGUAAAAAGCACAGACAUGAGAAGUAUUUUACACACGCCCAAGUUUUGAUGCCAUGAGGGUGAGGACAAGAAAAAUCAAAAACAGUGCCAGGGAUCUGUUUUGCAGGACUGGACAUUGGGGUCUCCUUCCCUGAGGCAGGGAAUCCCAAGCAUCUAGGAGCUGGUGUGGGGCUAAAGGCAAGCUCAUGAGCUCCUGUUUAGAUGCAUGCCCUUUGGCACCCAAAAUGGCAUGGGAGGCAUGUUGUCCAGUGCUGGAGCUCAGCACGGGGAGGGCCGGGUCCCUGGGGAUAAACAGGGUUUCCCAAAGGCUGAGCCCCAAGAAGGGUACCCAAGAAGGGCUGGGCCCAAGAAGAGUGCCUUAGUGCUGCCUGGUGAGCCUCUACAAGUACCCCUUGAAGGGGCCAGCAGUGGAGCUGCAGAUUAUUUGGUCAAAAUCUGGGCCGGAAACCCCAGGCUGAGCCUCUUCUCCGUGUGGGGACUCCUGGGUGGGUGCUCCUGCAGAGGUGGGAGGGAGGCCAAGGUUUCAGCUGGACCUUCUAAGAGGCAGGAGCAGGUCCCAGAGCGUGCGAGAGGGGCCUGUGACCCAGAUGCGCCCCCGCGCCCCCGCCGCGCCGCGUGGGAGGAGGCAGCAGCUGCAGGCUGCCGGGUGGAGGGAGAGGGAGAGGGAGAGGGCGGCGCGCCGGCCCGUGGGAAGCUGCGGCAUCUGCUCUUUCCACGCUCCUUCCUGGCGGCUCCCUGUGAAACCCAAGCCUCCCGGCCUGGCCUGGCCCGUGCCCUCCUCCGCCCGCCCCCCGGAUCGGGUUGCAGAAGCCGAGGGCCGCAGCGGUUCGCGUCGCCCGCCCGGCCCGACGGACGGACACAGCCGCAGCGAGGGGCAGGGGCCAGGCGAGCAGAUGGCCAGGCCGCUGUCCACUCCCAGCCCUUCGCAGAUGCAAGCCAGGAAGAAACGCAGAGGGAUCAUAGAGAAACGGCGCCGAGACCGUAUCAACAGCAGCCUUUCUGAACUUCGGCACUUGGUGCCCACUGCCUUUGAGAAACAGGGCUCGUCCAAGCUGGAGAAAGCUGAGGUCUUGCAGAUGACAGUGGAUCACUUGAAAAUGCUCCACGCCACUGGAGGGACAGGAUUCUUGGAUGCCCGAGCCCUCGCAGUUGACUUCCGGAGCAUUGGUUUUCGGGAAUGCCUCACGGAAGUCAUCAGGUACCUGGGGGUCCUGGAAGGACCCAGCAGCCGUGCAGACCCUGUCCGGAUUCGUCUUCUCUCCCACCUGAACAGCUACGCAGCUGAGAUGGAGCCUUCGCCCAUACCCACCAGCCCCCUGGUCUUGCCUGCGUGGCCCUGGUCCUUCUUCCAUAGCUGCCCGGGGCUGCCAACCCUGAGCCAUCAGCUCGCCAUUCUGGGGAGAGUGCCCAGCCCGGUGGUCCCCAGUGCCUCCCCUCUUGCUUACCCCAUCCCAGCCCUCAGAACCGCACCCAUGCGCAGAGCUUCUGGCUCUAUCCUGCCCACACGAAGGAGUCUGCUGCCCAGUCGGGGAGCCCCUUCCAUCCUCAGGGACCGGCCCCUUGAAAGGCCAGUGGCCCCCCUCCAUGUGGCCCCCAGCAGCAGGGCUGCCAGGAGCAGCCACCUCCUUCCCCUCCUGCGGUCUUCCUCCCCUGCAGACCCCAGUGCUGUGGGGAGCCCAGCUAACGCGGCUGUGCCAGUCUCCAGUGCAUCCUCUGCAGUGCCAGCCGGGAGACCUUCGGGAGCUGUGCUCUGCCGCUCCUGGGCCUCUGAAAUCACUGAAAUUGGUGCCUUCUGAGCUACCCCUCGCAUCCGCAGGAGCAAGGAAACUCUAAAAAUUGUCACUGUCUUUUUUGCUUUUGCUCUACAGACAGGGGCCUCCAUAAAGGGUCUUCACCCAUCAGAGGUCCCUUCCUCCUCCUCUAUGCUGACCCAGUUGUCCCCCUGGCUCCUCUCCCCUAGAGUGGUUCUGAUUCCAGAUGUUUGGUCUCAUUUCUCACCUGAGCGAUGAGUCAUGGGCCUCAUGAGCCCCUGAGAGCCAUGCCCAGACCUCUCUUCCACCCAGGAUGUGUGAUCUUAGAUCCGGGGCAAAAGCUUUAGUGUAAAAGGAUGCCAGAUCGCCUCCUGUCCUGGAGACAGUAACUGAGAAGGGCCACCAGUGAGUUUCUUGGGCAUCCUGCCUGCCCCCUCCCACCUGUCUUUGGCCACCCCAUCAUGGCGAGGCACAGGACAGACCCAUUCUCCGCUGCAGCCAAAGCCUGGGUGCUGGGGGCCCAGCAGGACCUGCUGCUGCUCUCCUGCUGGUGAGGAUGUGCACCCUCCUGCAGGCCAGCAGACCCCUGCCCACAGCCGGCUUCCCCAGGAAGGCUGGAAGGUUUCACAGAGCUCUGUGACAAGGUACCUUCAUGACCGCCAGGCCAUUUGUGACAGCACUGCCUUGCAGAAGCCAGCAUGAGCAAGCGAAUACCCCAAUCCCUGCCUCUGGCAGUCACUGUCCUCUCUGCGUGUGGUCCUGCCCCAUGGGGUGCACAGUGCGAGCACCACGGCCCCUGUGGGCAUCCUCUUGGGGUUCAGCACCAGAUGCCUGAGCUGUCUGCUUCGCGUCAGCUUGCAGAGUCUAGACUGUUGCCACGGCCAACGGCUGUUCAAGCUGGACAAAAAUAACUGCGAGGAGGGGCAGGAGGAAGAAGAAUCGAAGGCGGCUGGCCCUUCAAGGUCACACAGAGGGUCAAGGGCCUGAGAUCCUGUUCACCCAGAGGCUGCACCCUGGCUCUGCUCAGAGGCCGUUUCAUUCCACAGCUCUGCCUUAGGCCAUUCUCCUCUAAUGGAAGAACAAAGGGCCUGGUGUCCAUGCCCAGUGGAACAGCAGAGACUGGAGAGACAUUCAGGGUUGCCACAUUAGUUGACAUAGUGCAGAAACAUUUCUGUACUCGGAAAAACCUCCCCCUGCCUCCCACCCAGUGCCUCUGAGUGCCCCGGGCACUGGACAUUUUCCCAGGACCACCACCAUCUGGCUUACCUAGGUUUCAAGCCCUAGGCUUUGGGGUUCCCCAGCUGACCACUCAUUAGUGCUCAUGCCACACUGGUUAUUAAAUACUUUCCAUGUCUCUGA